AUGCGAUUAAUCAGGUCGCAAAUCAAUCUCGGGGAGCUGGGAAUUGACGCCCUCAAACCCAGGAGAGCCCAGACGGGGGCCAUCAUCCUGGAGAUCUCGGGGGAGAACGCCAAGGAGAAGGCGGACUCCCUGGCCGAUAGGAUGAGGGCGGUCGUCGGAAACAGAGAGGGAGUGAAAGUCACGCGCCCUGCCAAGAUGGCGGAAAUCCGAGUUCGUGACUUGGACGACUCCAUCACGGUGGCAGACGUGAGGGAGGCGGUGGCCGAGGCGGGGGGGUGCAUACUCCAAGAUGUUAAGGCUGGCGAAAUCAAACUCGCCCCAAAUGGUUUGGGUACCAUUUGGAUUCAAUGUCCGUUGGCGUCAGCCAAGAAGGCUGCUGCCGCGGGGAGGAUUAAAAUAGGGUGGAUCAGGGCAAGAUUGGAGUUGCUGGAGAACAGGCCUCUAAUCUGCUUCAGAUGCCUCGAGAGGGGCCACGUCAGGGCCCAGUGCCGCAGUAAGGUGGACCGAAGUGAGCUCUGCUGCAGGUGCGGGGAAACCGGACACAAGGCCCAAACGUGCCGAGCCGAGCCCAAGUGCCCGGUGUGUACGGAAAAAGGAUUACCGGCCAAUCACAAGGCCGGGAACAAGGCCUGUCCCCUACCGUCAAAGAAGGCCUUGAAGAAGAGGAGGCGCGUGGAAGAACGACAGCAGGCAACACCGCAGACCCCGCGGAGCCAGACUGGAGGACAACCCGCGAACUUGGACGCGAUGGAGGUGGAGCCCCCAUAG
This is a messenger RNA of Vollenhovia emeryi, 768 nucleotides long. RefSeq lists its product as uncharacterized. Gene Ontology annotation, molecular function: nucleic acid binding; zinc ion binding. The record is from RefSeq and is a predicted model, not a curated record. The coding region runs from base 1 to 768 and encodes 255 amino acids. NCBI's taxonomy places the organism in Eukaryota, Metazoa, Arthropoda, Insecta, Hymenoptera, Formicidae. The transcript has a single exon.